This is a messenger RNA of Chenopodium quinoa (quinoa), 810 nucleotides long. RefSeq lists its product as uncharacterized. Lineage: Eukaryota; Viridiplantae; Streptophyta; Magnoliopsida; Caryophyllales; Amaranthaceae. Bases 1 to 810 code for a protein of 269 amino acids. The transcript is spliced from 2 exons. The record is from RefSeq and is a predicted model, not a curated record. Gene Ontology annotation, molecular function: zinc ion binding; nucleic acid binding.
AUGGGUACAAAAAUAGACAUAAACAGUCCACUAUACCUUCAUCCAUCUGAAGGAACUACUUUGAAUAUUGAGAAACUGGAAGGGUCUAGCAAUUAUAGAUCUUGGAGAAGUUCUAUGGAAAUUGCCUUGGAUUCAAAAAGAAAGCAAGGUUUCAUCACAGGGGGAGAAAAGAAAGAAACCUCUGACUCUAUUAAAGCUAAAGCAUGGGAGACUUGCAACAACAUGGUGAUGGCUUGGAUAUUGGGCUCUACGUUUAAGUCUAUUAAGAAGUCUGUGAUGUUCAUGCAAAGUGCAGAAUCUAUAUGGAAGCAACUUGAGAGUAGAUUUGCAGUCCCAAAUGGCUCAAGAAAGUAUCAGUUGUGUAAAGCAAUGUUUGGAAUUAAACAACAAGGAACGAAGGUGGCAGACUAUUAUACUGAUUUGAAAUGCUUGUGGGAAGAAUAUGACUCUUUAAAGGACUUGCCAUUAUUAACUAAGAUGAAUACAGAGAUGACUGCCUUUGUUAAAGCUAUGAGAAAAGAAGAAGACGACCAAAAGCUUUUUCAAUUUAUAAAUGGUCUAAGUGAGCAAUUUGGAACUUUGAGAAGUCACGUCUUAAUGCUGACACCAUUACCUUCUGUGGAGGCUGCUUGUGGGAUGUUCCAGCGAGAAGAGUCUCAACAGGAGAUCUUUACUCUUCCCAAGGAGGAACAAGAUGCUUUUGCAAUGUAUGAAAGUAAAAUUGAGAUGAAAUGCACAAAUUGUGGCAAAAUUGGGCAUACAAUUGAGAAAUGUUGGGCAUGCAAGGUUAUUUUUGUUGUCAGUAGGUAA